GAUUAGUUGAUGUAAUUACAUUUGCAUGUUCCAAAUCAGUUGACACCAUACGAAAUUUAUGAGCUGGAGACAAAAUAAUAGUGUGAAGUGUGAACUGUUCACUAAGCUUCAGAAAACAAUGGAAGUGAAGAACAACAUCAAUUCUGAGAUACCAACACAAACAAGUUUGGUUUUUGCUAUUAAUGGUGAGAGGUUUGAGCUCUCCAAAGUUGACCCAUCAACCACUUUGCUUGAAUUCUUGCGUUCCCAGACAACCUUCAAGAGUGUCAAGCUCGGUUGUGGUGAAGGUGGUUGUGGAGCUUGUGUGGUUUUGAUCUCCAAGUAUGAUCCUAUACUUGAUAGAAUUGAAGACUUUACGGCGAGUUCUUGCCUUACACUACUUUGCAGCAUACAUGGCUGUUCAAUUACAACAAGUGAAGGCAUUGGAAACAGUAAAGAUGGACUCCACCCAAUUCACAAAAGAGUUGCAGGGUUCCAUGCUUCACAAUGUGGCUUUUGCACUCCUGGAAUGUGUGUUUCGCUCUUCGGUACUCUUGUCAAUGCUGAAAAGACCAAUCGCUUGGACACGCCUCCAGGGUUCUCAAAAGUGACUGUUACUGAGGCUGAAAAGGCUAUUGCAGGUAACCUCUGUCGCUGUACCGGUUAUCGGCCCAUUGCCGAUGCCUGCAAAAGCUUUGCAGGUGAUGUUGAUAUGGAGGAUUUAGGAUUCAACAGUUUUUGGAGGAAGGGAGAGAACAAGGACUUAAAGCUUAGUAGGUUGCCUCAAUAUGAACAAAAUCAUAAAAAUGUUAUAUUUCCAAUGUUUUUGAAGGAAAUCAAACCUGAUGUGUUGUUCUUGGCUUCGGAUAAGAGGAGUUGGCAUAGUCCUAGUAGUAUAAUGGAGCUACAGCGCUUAUUCGAAUCGAACCAAGUCAGUGGAAACCGGAUAAAACUUAUUGUUAGUAAUACUGCUAUGGGAUAUUACAAAGAUAACUAUGACUAUGACAGGUAUAUUGCUCUAAGGGGUGUUCCAGAGCUCUCAAAGAUCACGAAGGACCAAACUGGAAUCGAAAUUGGAGCGGCAGUGACUAUAUCUAAAGCUAUUGAAGUACUAAAGGAAGAAAGCAGUGGUGAGUUUCUCUCAGAUUUUGUUAUGAUACUUGUAAAGAUUGCAGACCAUAUGGAAAAAGUUGCCUCAAGUUUUAUUCGGAACACAGCUAGCAUAGGUGGCAAUUUAGUAAUAGCGCAAAAGAACAAUUUCCCUUCGGACAUUGCCACAAUACUUCUUGCUGUAGAUUCAAUGGUUCAGAUAAUGAGUGGUACAAAACUCGAGUGGAUUGCGCUGGAGGAAUUUCUAGAAAGACCACCACUGAGUUUGGAGAGUGUACUUUUGAGCAUUAAAAUUCCAAGUUUGGGACUUAAUAAAAACAAAUCUUCGGAUCAGAAAAGUGAAUUCCUGUUUGAAACCUAUCGAGCUUCUCCUCGGCCACUCGGAAAUGCCCUUCCUUAUCUGAAUGCUGCAUUCCUAGUCAAGGUUUCACAAUGCAAAGAUUCAGGGGGAACCAUGAUUGAUUCUUGUAGGCUGUCUUUUGGUGCUUAUGGAACUAAACAUGCAAUCAGAGCAAAAAAUGUUGAGCAACUUUUAGAUGGAAAACUGUUAAGUUUUAGUAUUUUGCAUGAUGCUGUCAAUUUGCUUAUAGCUACUAUUGUACCCGAAAGUGGUACCACAAAAGCUGGCUACCGUUCAAGCUUGGCAGCCGGUUUUCUUUUUAAGUUCUUUAACCCCAUGAUUGACAGUCCUGCUAAAAUAACCAAUGGUUACGGUUAUACGAAUCCUAACCAGGCUCACCAUGAUGAAAUUCCAACUUUGCUGUCUUCUGGAAACCAAGUACUUGAAGCAGGAAAUGAAUAUCACCCUGUUGGCGAGCCAAUCAUGAAAUCUGGAGCUACACUGCAAGCUUCAGGUGAGGCUGUGUUUACUGAUGAUAUUCCAUCACCAAACAAUUGCUUAUAUGGAGCAUAUAUCUAUAGCGCGAAGCCUUUAGCAAGGGUAAGGAGUAUAAAGCUGAGGCCGGAUUUACUACUGGAUGGAGUGAGGGGAGUAAUUUCAAGUAAAGACAUUCCCAUUGGUGGAGAGAACAUUGGAUCAAAGACUAUAUUUGGCAUUGAACCUUUGUUUGCUGAAGAGAUUGCUAGAUGUGUUGGAGAUCGUCUCGCCUUUGUGGUUGCAGAUACUCAGAAACUUGCAGAUGUGGCUGCAAACUCUGCAGUUGUUGAUUAUGAUACUGAAGAUCUUGAUCGGCCUAUUCUGUCAGUGGAAGAUGCUGUCGAAAAAUCUAGCUUUUUCGAAGUUCCUCCAUUUCUCUAUCCAAAACAUGUUGGUGAUUUAUCAAAAGGAAUGGCUGAAGCAGAUCACAAGAUUAUUUCUAAAGAGAUGAAGCUUGGAUCUCAAUAUUAUUUCUAUAUGGAGACACAAACUGCACUUGCUGUACCAGAUGAAGAUAAUUGCAUUAUAAUUUACUCUUCAAGCCAAUGCCCUGAGUAUUCACAUGCAACUAUAGCAAGAUGCUUAGGUAUUCCCGAAAAUAAUAUUCGCAUGAUUACAAGAAGGGUUGGAGGAGGUUUUGGUGGCAAGGCCAUAAAAAGCAUACCUGUUGCAGCAUCAUGUGCACUCGCUGCGCACAAAUUACGCCGCCCUGUCAGAAUCUAUCUAAAUCGAAAGGCGGAUAUGAUAAUUGCUGGGGGAAGGCAUCCAAUGAAGAUAACUUACAGUGUUGGAUUUAGGAAUGAUGGGAAAAUUACUGCAUUAGAACUUCAGAUACUGGUCAAUGCAGGGAUAUAUGUGGAUAUAAGUGCAAUAAUGCCACAUAACAUAGUUGGUGCAAUUAAAAAGUAUGAUUGGGGUGCUUUAUCAUUUGAUAUAAAGGUAUGCAGAACAAAUCAUCCUAGUAGAUCUGCAAUGAGGGGCCCUGGGGAGGUGCAGGGAUCUUAUAUCGCCGAAGCUAUAAUAGAAAAUGUUGCAGCUAUGCUUUCACUGGAUGUAGAUUCUGUCAGAAGUAUUAAUCUUCAUACACAUGAGAGUCUUAAGUUGUUCCAUGAGCAUAGUUUCGGCGAACCUCAUGAGUAUACCUUGCCUUCAAUAUGGAGCAAGAUAGCUGCUUUGGCGAACUAUGAUCAAAGAACCAAAAUGGUGAAAGAGUUCAACAAGAUUAACACUUGGAGAAAAAGGGGAAUUUCCCGGAUACCGGUUGUGUUUCAACUGAGUCUAAGGCCAACCCCUGGUAAAGUAAGCAUUUUCUCGGACGGCUCUGUUGUAGCUGAAGUUGGAGGAAUAGAAAUAGGACAGGGUCUUUGGACAAAGGUGAAACAGAUGACUGCAUUUGCUCUCAGUGCAAUCCAAUGCGAUGGAACGGAAGGCCUCGUUUACAAGGUCCGAGUUGUACAAUCUGAUACUGUGAGCAUGGUUCAAGGGGGGUUCACUGCUGGCAGCACUACAUCGGAGUCGAGUUGUGAGGCAGUUAGACUUUGUUGCAAUAUCUUGGUUGAGAGGCUAAAGCCUCUAAAGGAAAGGCUGCAAAAGGAAAUGGGAUCUAUCAAAUGGGAGACACUUAUUCUUCAGGCUUACAUGCAAGCUGUGAAUUUAUCUGCAUCCACAUUAUAUGUGCCUGGUAUGGAUUCCAUGAUGUACCUUAAUUAUGGUGCUGCAGCAAGUGAGGUGGAGAUAGAUCUUCUGACUGGAGAAACCAGAUUUCUGCGAACGGAUAUUAUCUAUGAUUGCGGACAGAGUCUAAACCCUGCUGUUGAUUUAGGACAGAUUGAAGGAGCUUUUGUUCAAGGGUUGGGGUUCUUCAUGCUUGAGGAAUAUGAAACAAAUGCUGAUGGUUUGGUAUUAGCAGAUGGCACUUGGAACUACAAAAUCCCUACAAUUGACACCAUACCUAAACAAUUCAAUGUUCAGAUCCUCAACAGUGGUCAUCACCAGAAGAGGGUUCUCUCUUCAAAGGCUUCCGGCGAGCCACCUUUACUAUUGGCAGCUUCAGUUCACUGUGCCACAAGAGCAGCUAUUAAAGAAGCAAGGAAACAGGUUCUUUCAUGGAGCAAUUUUGUUGGACCAGAUUCAACAUUUGACUUGGAGGUCCCUGCAACCAUGCCUGUGGUUAAGGAACAUAUUGGACUUGACAUUGUACAAAGAUACUUGAAAUGGAAGGUGGGCAAUAAAUAAAUUCUACAACACUGAAUAGGUUGGUUAUAGGAAAGUGAUGUUUUGAUUUAAUAUACGUAAGUUUUGAUGUAUGUUUAAAAUAAGAAACACAAAAGUCAAUGCAGAUGAAUAGUUUUGGUAUCAAGAAUGAGUCAACUAAACUCUAGAAACUUGGCUUUAGAUUGGCAUAUCUUAGGCAUAAAAUGUUCUUAGUACAGGUUUUUUCCAUAUGCAAAAAUGAGUAGGUGAGAGGAAAACAUGAAAUGUAGUUGGUAGGAAGUUAUAUUAUUUAUUAGUAACAUUUAUUUUAGUAGUUUUUGUUAUUAAGCCAGAUA
Molecule: messenger RNA, 4515 nt
Organism: Arachis stenosperma
Lineage: Eukaryota; Viridiplantae; Streptophyta; Magnoliopsida; Fabales; Fabaceae
Product: indole-3-acetaldehyde oxidase-like
Exons: 10
Coding region: 59-4201 (1380 amino acids)
Molecular function (GO): 2 iron, 2 sulfur cluster binding; FAD binding; oxidoreductase activity
Source: RefSeq, a predicted model, not a curated record